CGGAGCCCUUAUAAUGUUGUUCAUCUUCGCCAAUCGAAAGACCCUAGAUUUUCAGAGAGCUGGUUCUUCAAUUUUCUGUGGCUCAAGUCUCAAUCGUUAACGAGAUCCAUCGCGUUCGUUCAGAGUAAGGAUGUCGUCGGAAGCACCGUUCACACCACGAGAGAAGCUUUUUGAGAAGCAAAAAUAUUUCCAGAAUAUCCAUAAGCACACUUACUUGAAAGGUCCCUUUGAUAAGAUUACGUCUGUUGCAAUACCAAUUGCUUUGGCUGCAUCUUCAAUUUUUAUGAUUGGACGAGGGAUCUAUAAUAUGUCGCAUGGAAUAGGAAAGAAAGAAUGACUUUGAAAUUUCUGAUUGAGGAGGUGGGUGUUUUGCCACACAAACCUAACAGAACCUCCUCAAUAUGGACCAGUGAUUUUCUUUGCAUUUAUGCUUGUUCUCUUAAUAAAACUUUGACCACCAUUGGGGGUUUAUAACAAUGAAAGUGGUUCUUUGUUUGUUUGAUAUAUAAUCGAUUGAUGGCUAAACUACA
Molecule: messenger RNA, 530 nt
Organism: Gastrolobium bilobum
Lineage: Eukaryota; Viridiplantae; Streptophyta; Magnoliopsida; Fabales; Fabaceae
Exons: 3
Coding region: 131-337 (68 amino acids)
Source: RefSeq, a predicted model, not a curated record